Sander lucioperca (pikeperch) is the source of this 2251-nucleotide messenger RNA. It is a transcript of the gene hsf1, whose product is annotated as heat shock transcription factor 1. The record is from RefSeq and is a predicted model, not a curated record. The transcript has 15 exons. Gene Ontology annotation, molecular function: DNA-binding transcription factor activity; sequence-specific DNA binding. NCBI's taxonomy places the organism in Eukaryota, Metazoa, Chordata, Actinopteri, Perciformes, Percidae. Gene Ontology annotation, biological process: regulation of DNA-templated transcription. Bases 293 to 1861 code for a protein of 522 amino acids.
GCGACCAGACGUCGCCGCGUCAUCACGGAGCGACAGCCAGCUAGCUACGCAGUUGUUACUUUGAUCGGAUUUGUGGUACUUUUCCUCCGCGGGCGAGUUGAUCAAAGUCCGUUUAAAGACGUCAGCUGUGGAGCCGCAGGGACCCGGACUAACCCGGACCAGGACCCGGACCAGACCGCAGCCCGGCUCCGCGUCGCGCGCUCUGUGUUCGGAGAUCUUUGAGGAGAAUGCUAACUGUUAGCUGCCGUUAGCUCAGAUUAGCUCGGUGUGCGUUUGAUCCUUCGUCUCUGAUAUGGAGUAUCCCGGAGGAGGGGGGGCGGUGCUGGGCAGCGGGAACGUCCCGGCCUUCCUCACCAAGCUGUGGACCCUGGUGGAGGACCCGGAUACUGACCCGCUCAUCUGCUGGAGCCCGAGUGGAACCAGCUUCCACGUGUUCGAUCAGGGCCGCUUCUCUAAAGAAGUUCUACCAAAGUUCUUCAAACACAACAACAUGGCCAGCUUCAUCAGACAGCUCAACAUGUAUGGUUUCAGGAAGGUGGUCCACAUUGAGCAGGGCGGUCUGGUGAAACCAGAGAAAGACGACACAGAGUUCCAACAUCCGUUCUUCAUCAGAGGACAAGAAGGCCUGCUGGAGAACAUCAAACGCAAAGUUACUAACGUGCCGUCUGUGCGUCAGGAAGAAGCCAAGAUGUCUGCAGACGACGUGCACAAGAUCCUGAACGACGUGCAGCUGAUCAAAGGCAAACAGGAGACCAUCGACUCCAGAAUCAUCUCCAUGAAACAUGAGAACGAGGCUCUGUGGAGAGAGGUUGCCAGUCUGAGACAGAAACACCUUCAGCAACAGAAAGUCGUCAACAAGCUGAUCCAGUUCCUGGUGUCUCUGGUCCAGUCCAACAGGAUCAUGGGAGUCAAGAGGAAGAUGCCUCUGAUGCUGAAUGACUCUAGCUCCGCCCACUCCAUGCCUAAAUACAGCCGCCAGUUCUCAUUGGAGCACAUGCAGGCUGCAGCCAGUCUGCUCUCAGCCGACUCUCUGGUGACCUCUGGACCAAUCGUCUCUGACAUCACAGAUGUGGUCACGCCCACAGCGGAGAGCGUGAUCAGUGAUUGGAUGGAUGCAGGAGACAGCCAAUCAGUGCAAGUCAAAGAGGAGCCGCUCAGUCCUGACGUGGAGCCGUGUCCUGUCCUGGAGGGCGUAGACACACCUGUGGACACACCUGUAGACACGCCCCUCUCCCCCACCACCUUCAUCAACUCCAUCCUGCAGGAGAACGAGACACAGACGCCCCUCAACACCUGCACCACAGAUCCUGCAGCAGUCAGUCCCAUUGUUGUGAUGAGCCCUGCCUCAGAGGGGCCCCUCCCAACAGCCACAACCAGCCAAUCACCUGCCUCCGUUCCCACCUUGAACUCUGCGCCCUGCCCCACCAAACUUCAGCAGAGUUGUCAGACCAUCGCCUGCAUCGACAAACCCCGCCCCCCUCCCUCUGCAGGUGGACUCUCACCUGACGUUUGGCGCUUCGUUCCAACACGAACUGAUAUAUCUGAACUGUCCAAUCACGUGGACUGUAUUGACAGCAGUCUGGAGAACCUGCAGAGCAUCCUGAACAAUCAGACCUUCACCUUCGAUACGUCUCCCCUCAUGGAGUUCUUCAGUUCGUCCGGUUUCUCUGGAGAUUUUGACGUUGACAGUUUGGACAAUCUGCUGUGUGAUGACGUCCCAAACGGAGCCGAUGACAGCGUGGACACAGGGAAGCAGCUGGUGCACUACAUGUCGGCCCCCGUCCUGCUGGAGGCGGAGCCGCCCGCCGACGACCCCCCCGCUGCACUGCUAAGCCCCGCCCACCUGCACUCUGACCUCUGACGUCAUCCACCAGUCGCCAUGGCAACAGGGCGGUCAGAGCGAUGAAAUCAGAGUUUUUAUUAUUAUUAUUAUUAUUAUAAUAUUAACCGUUUAUAUGUCUUCUUCUUCUACUCUUUUUACUUUAGCUUUUUCUUCUUCGCUGCUUUAGUUGAGUCAUUUUGUUUCCAGAUGUUUCCAGCUGUUCUCUGGUAACAGCUGGAGCCAGAAAACAGCUGGAGACAUCAGCUGGUAACCAGCUGAUGUCUCCAGCUGUUUCCAGCUGUUCUCUGCAUGUGUGUUUUCAUGUGUAAAAUAUAUCAACUGAAGAGAAACGGAGUAUUUUUUGAAAAGUUUAUUAUGAUGAAUGACAGUGUUUAACCCCCCUCCCGUUACCACGGAGACGUCCUGGGA